Molecule: messenger RNA, 16149 nt
Organism: Coregonus sp. 'balchen'
Lineage: Eukaryota; Metazoa; Chordata; Actinopteri; Salmoniformes; Salmonidae
Source: the annotation of a GenBank genome assembly
GUGGAUGAGUUGUAUGAGGUGUUCUGUAUCCAGCGGAAGCUGAGGGAGGGAGCCAGUAAGAUGAAGCAGGCCUUCUCUGCCUCUCCCUCCACUAAGGCCAGCAGAGAGAGCAUAUUAGAGGUCAACCGCAGAUACAAGGAGUACACAGAGGUAUGUAUGGACCCACACACAAAUCAGCCUAUUUACCGGUGCUAUAUGAUCACCCACUGAGAUCUAACACAGCCUGGUGUCAAAGUUUUCUCCAGUUGUUUGUUUUUGAGCUGAUCAGUCUCCUUUCCUCCCCAGAAUAUGAGCACAUUUGAGGUGGAGCUGGAGAACCUGUUGGGGGAAUUCCAUAUCAAAAUGAAAGGUAAGACUGAGGCCAGUUAGGGUAGACCGAAAACAAACAAGCAAUAAUUUCACUGCCCAAUUAUCUCUCCGUCUCACUCUUUCUCCCCCCCCCCCUCCCCCCCUCUCUUCCUCACUCACCCACCCACCCCCUCUCUCUCUGCCCCCCUCUUCUCUCUCCUCUCUAUCUCUCUCUCUCUCGUCAGGUCUUGCUGGCUUUGCUCGUCUCUGUUCAGGAGACCAGUAUGAGGUGAGAUUAAUGAAUAUAAGACUUGACUCUCUCUUUCUCUGUCUUUAUCAUUCCUAACAGGCCCUCUCUGUAUCACAAAUAGACAACUAUAUCUUUCCAUAUCUGCAGACUGCCUCGAAAACGGCACUUAUAAAUAAAUAAAAACAACUGUUUCUUAGCUUAUCUCUGACUCCUUGGCCCUGCAUCUAUCUUUAACCUCUCUCUUUCUCUCACCCCCUCUCUCUUCCUCCUCUAUCUCUCUACCCCUCUUUCUCCCUCUCCGCCCUCCCUCCAUCUCUUUGUUUCUUUCCCUCCCUCCCUCCCUCCCUCCCUCCCUCCCUCCCUCCCUCCCUCCCUCCCUCCCUCCCACUCCUCUCUGUCUCCUCUCUCUCCCUCCCUCCCUCCCACUCCUCUCUGUCUCCUCUCUCUCCCUCCCUCCCUCCCACUCCUCUCUGUCUCCUCUCUCUCCCUCCCUCCCUCUCCCUCCCUCCCUCCCUCUCCCUCCUCUCUCUCCCUCCCUAUGUUCUUCCCUCCCUCCCUCUCCCUCCUCUCUGUCUCCUCUCUCUCCCUCCCUAUGUUCUUCCCUCCCUACCUCUCACUCCUCUCUGUCUCCUCUCCCUCCCUCCCUCCCUCCCUCCGUCAGAUCUUCAUGCGGUAUGGGCGUCAGCGAUGGAAACUGAAGGGGAAGAUAGAGGUGAACUCCAGACAGAGCUGGGACGGAGAGGAGAUGGUCUUCACGCCCCUCAUCACAGACCUCAUCAACAUCAAGGUACAGCAAAAUCAGUCAGUCAAUCAAUCAACCAACAAAUCAAUUAUAUUUAUAAAUAAAUAUUUAUGUCAACAUUCUUCAAAGUGCUUUACAGUAACCCAGCCUAGAGUACAGUAACCCAGCCUAGAGAACAGUAUCCCAGCCUAGAGUACAGUAACCCAGCCUAGAGAACAGUAACCCAUCCUAGAGAACAGUAACCCAGCCUAGAGAACAUUAUCCCAGCCUAGAGUACAGUAACCCAGCCUAGAGAACAGUAUCCCAGCCUAGAGUACAGUAACCCAGCCUAGAGAACAGUAUCCCAGCCUAGAGAACAGUAUCCCAGCCUAGAGAACAGUAUCCCAGCCUAGAGUACAGUAACCCAGCCUAGAGUACAGUAACCCAGCCUAGAGAACAGUAACCCAGCCUAGAGUACAGUAACCCAGCCUAGAGAACAGUAACCCAGCCUAGAGUACAGUGGCCAGACUAGAGAACAGUAACCCAGCCUAGAGAACAGUAACCCAUCCUAGAGAACAGUAUCCCAGCCUAGAGAACAGUAUCCCAGCCUAGAGUACAGUAACCCAGCCUAGAGUACAGUAACCCAGCCUAAAGUACAGUAACCCAGCCUAGAGAACAGUAACCCAGCCUAGAGAACAGUAACCCAUCCUAGAGAACAGUAUCCCAGCCUAGAGAACAGUAACCCAGCCUAGAGAACAGUAACCCAUCCUAGAGAACAGUAACCCAGCCUAGAGAACAGUAACCCAGCCUAGAGAACAGUAACCCAGCCUAGAGUACAGUAACCCAGCCUAGAGAAAAGUAACCCAGCCUAGAGAACAGUAACCCAGCCUAGAGAACAGUAUCCCAGCCUAGAGUACAGUAACCCAGCCUAGAGUACAGUAACCCAGCCUAGAGUACAGUAACCCAGCCUAGAGUACAGUAACCCAGCCUAGAGAACAGUAACCCAGCCUAGAGAACAGUAUCCCAGCCUAGAGAACAGUAUCCCAGCCUAGAGAACAGUAUCCCAGCCUAGAGAACAGUAUCCCAGCCUAGAGUACAGUAUCCCAGCCUAGAGAACAGUAUCCCAGCCUAGAGAACAGUAUCCCAUCCUAGAGAACAGUAACCCAGCCUAGAGUACAGUGGCCAGACUAGAGAACAGUAACCCAGCCUAGAGAACAGUAACCCAUCCUAGAGAACAGUAACCCAGCCUAGAGAACAGUAUCCCAGCCUAGAGUACAGUAACCCAGCCUAGAGAACAGUAUCCCAGCCUAGAGAACAGUAUCCCAGCCUAGAGAACAGUAUCCCAGCCUAGAGAACAGUAUCCCAGCCUAGAGAACAGUAUCCCAGCCUAGAGCACAGUAACCCAUCCUAGAGUACAGUAACCCAUCCUAGAGUACAGUGGCCAGACUAGAGAACAGUAUCCCAGCCUAGAGAACAGUAUCCCAGCCUAGAGAACAGUAUCCCAUCCUAGAGUAAAAUAACCCAGCCUAGAGUACAGUAACCCAGCCUAGAGAACAGUAACCCAGCCUAGAGAACAGUAACCUAGCCUAGAGAACAGUAUCCCAGCCUAGAGAACAGUAUCCCAUCCUAGAGAACAGUAUCCCAUCCUAGAGAACAGUAACCCAGCCUAGAGAACAGUAACCCAUCCUAGAGAACAGUAUCCCAGCCUAGAGAACAGUAUCCCAGCCUAGAGAACAGUAUCCCAUCCUAGAGAACAGUAACCCAGCCUAGAGAACAGUAACCCAGCCUACAGUACAGCAGCCAGACUAGGGAAGUGGGGUUCAGUCCUGGUCUUGGGGAACCACAGAAUGUGCAAGCUUUUGUUCCAGCCCAGCACUAACCCACCUGAAUGACCCUCUAACUUCCUGUCUCUGGUCCAAUCACUUGACGAGCUGAACGGGUCUAGCCACUCACAUCCUGGUGGGCAGUGUGAUCUUACUUCCUUUCUCUGGUCCAAUCAGCUCCAACUUCCGGUCUCUUGUCCAAUCAGGUUACCGAGCUGAAGGGUCUAGCCACUCACAUCCUAGUGGGCAGUGUGAUCUGUGAGACCAAGGACCUGUUCACCGCCAUGCCUCAGGUGGUGGCUGUCGAUGUCAACGACCUGGGAACAAUCAAACUCAAUCUGGAGGUCACAUGGUUGUAAGUGGACUUAAAUGUCUCUUUGAGGGAUGGACAUGUUUUUAAAGUUUUGUUAGUGACUGUUGAAUUAGAGGAAGUUCACAGAGGAAGUUAACAGAAAGUUAUUGGUGUGGUGCAAGGAGCAGAAAAACAUGAACAACAUGGAAACAGUAAGUGAAACCAAAACAUAUUGUAGGACAUAGUAUUAUAAACUACACAAUAAAUACUACGGUGGUUAGUUACAACAGUGUACGUUGACUACAUGAAGUUAUACUGUAACACUGCCCUCUUCUGGAGAACCUGGGUGUCUGCUCCAGUGUUACAGCAGCAUUACCAUAGUAGACUUCUUACCCUCCUAACCGUCUCUCUGUCCUCCCCCCAUGCAGUCCGUUCGAUGUGGAGGACCUGACCCUGUCUUCAGGCAACGUGAGCAAGGCCACCGCCCUGCAGAGACGGGUGUCUGUCUACAGCCAGGGCACGCCAGAGACACCCACCUUCCAGGACCAGUCCUUCUUUGUGAGUCCCAGUUAGAGCCUCCUCUCCCUGGGGUGGGAUAGGGGAGAGGAGUGGGUGUAUGGCUCUAGUCCCAAUGUUGUCUUAUAGCACAGCAUUCUGCAUACUAGCACCUUCCUGCUCACAGGAUCCCUCGUUGCACUAACCCUCUAACCCACUUACCCAGGAUUGCUUUAAACUGUGAAACUGUAUGCAAUGUAUAUGUGUCUGUGUAUGCUAACAAAGCAAUGGCUAAGUCUGACUAACCCUAACCCACCCGCCAUACCCUCCUUGCCCCCCAUCCUCCCUCCCUCCCUCGUACCACCCCUCCACCCCUCUGCACCCAUUCAUCCUCCCUCCACCCCCCUGCUCCCUAUGAGUGGUAAAGGAGUUGCACCCCCGCCCCUCCCCGACCCAGCAUCGCUUCUCCUUCCUCCACGCCCUGAGGAACUCCCUGUUAGAGAAGCUGAGAUGCAGUCGCUCCUUUGGCGACCUGGCCUCCCUCCGCCCCAGGCCCAAGUCCAGCCUGGAGGUCUAUGUGAGUGAGGUGUGCUACUGUAGUGCUAGCCCCGUUUACCCCUGCCUGUGUGGCUGUGCCUGCACCUGCUUAUUUGUUUGCAUGGAGUGGCUUGUGUCAGCCUGUGUUCACGUCCCAGACUGAAACAACAGUAGGAGGGGGGAAAGAGGAGGAUGUUGUGAUGUCACUAGACUAGCGAAGCACCUACAGGCUCUCUCUCUCUCCUACCCUCUUCUCUCUCUAGCGGACUCUCUCUCUCUCCCUACCCUCUCUCUUCUCUCAUCUGACUCUCUCUCUCUCCCCACCCUCUCUCUUCUCUCAUCUGACUCUCUCUCUCUCCCUACCCUCUCUCUUCUCUCAUCUGACUCUCUCUCUCUCCCUACCCUCUCUCUCUCUCACGACCUUCUCUCUCCCUACCUCUCUCUUCCUCAUCUAAACUCCCCUCCUCUCCCCCCCCUCUCUCUCCUCCCACCCUCUCUCUCUCUCUCUCUCUCCCUACCCUCUCUCUUCUCUCAUUUUGACUCUCUCUCUCUCCCCCUACCCUCUCUUUUCCCUCUCAUCACUCUCUCUCUCUCUCCCCACCCUCUCUUCUCCCCCACCCUCCCCUCCUCUCUCCUCCCUACCCUCUCAUCUGACUCUCUCCCCUCUCCCCCCCUCUCUCUUCUCUCAUCUGACUCUCUCUCUCUCCUACCCUCUCUCUUCUCUCUCUGACUCUCUUCCUCUCCCCCCCUCUCUUUUUCUCUCAUCUGACCUCCCCUCUCCCCUCCCCCACCCUCUCUCUCUCUUUCUCUCUUGCCCCACCCUCUCUCUCUCUUUCCCCACCCUCUCUCUCUUUCCCCCUCUCUCUCCCCUCUCUCUCUCUCUUUCUCUCUCUCUCUCUCCAGUCCACCCUGCCUGACGACGUCUUUGAGAACGGUGUGUGUGGCAACGCUGAGUGCAAGCGCCUCUCCUUCACCUUUUCCGAUACCUCAGUCUCCUCCCCCAGCCCAAGCCUCGCCCCCGGCCAGUCCAACCCCGAAAUCACCGUCACGCCUCCUGAGACCGACCCCUGGCCCCAAAUAUCCCAGAGGGAAGACAAAGGGGUAGAAGAGACGGUUCGGGUGCACGCAGACGUAGUGGAAGAGGAAGAGGGUGAGGAGGAAGAGGAGAGUGGUGACAGCGGCGGUAGUGUGAGCGCUAGCCUGGUUAGCGAGGAGGCGGAGUCAGAGUGGGAGAGGGCAGAGUUCCAGUGUAACGUAGGUUCCUCUUCUCUCUGCUCGGAGAGUCAGUUGUCAGCUGUGGCUCCUGAGGAUGUGUUCCUGGACCACACUGGGCCUGACAGGGAUGGAGAUGAGGACGACAGGUAAUAUGUGAUUGAUGUUUUGUCUUUAUGAUGUUUAUUGCGCAGAGGCCAAACUAAUCUCCCCUCAAUUAAAUUGUAUUGUAUGUAUUCUAUUCUAUUGAAUUCUAUUAUAUUCUAUUGUCAGCUCGGAGCUGCUGAAGCCCGUGGAACUGGACACUGAAGAACCAGGCAGCUUGACCAGGCAGCUGGUGAGGAGGCUGACGUCGUCCGACAUUCUGCCCGAGGUGGUGGCUCUGAGCUGGGCCGGGGAGGGAAGCAGGGCCUUCCUGGAGAGCAGCCUGGAGGAGGCCCUGCACAGCCUGCUGCUGAGGCUGGAAUCACUGGGACAACGCUGUAGAGAGCUGCAGGACCUGGAACAGGAAGUGAUGCGCCUGGAGGACCUGCUCAAGGUGAGGCCUGGCUGCCAUGUCCCCUGUGCCAUUCCAAAUAGCACCCUGUUCCCUAUGUAGUGCACUACCUUAUGUGGCCUUGGCCGAAAGCUGGACAAUGUAUAGGGUACAAGGUGCCUUUUGGGAUUUGCCCUGGGAUCAGAUUUGUUGUUUAUUUUUCAUAAAGAUAAAUGAUCUGGUUUUUAAGAGUGGUAGUUCAUGUAUGCUGUUAAGGUGAUUGGAGCUUUAUUGUGGUAUUGACAUAUAUUAACAUAUAUUAGAACCCCCCAUGGCAGCAGGUGGCCUCCAUUAGUAUUAGUCUAGCCAACCCCUGGCAGGGCUUUUCAGGGCUUUUUAGGGCUGAGUAUUUCAGGGUCUCAUCUUUCCCUCAGUGCUGUCUCCCGGGCUACUGUAGUAAGUCGUCCAGAUUCUUAUAGCGCCUAGUCUCCCUUAGUGCUAGCCCUCCAAGCAGGGUUUCAGUAUCUCCUGACAUCUCUCCCUCAGUGUCGUCUCCCGGGCCACAGGAGCAGGUCGUCCAGCCUCAGCCUGACGGUUGAGAGUGCCCUGGAGAGCUUUGACUUCCUUAACACCUCUGACUUCGACGAUGAUGAUACGGGUGAUGACCACGCUCUCCACAGCUCUGUGUUCUUUGACAUGGAGGUGGAGAGAAUUGGGUGAGUCGAGAGGGAGGGGAGGAGGGGGGGAAAGUCCCCUCCCCUGUACUCUCUCUAGUCUACUACACCCUCUGUCCCUACCUGGGAGAUGGUGGUGGUGACCCUGCCUGUCUCCUUCUGUCUGACCUCUAACCCCACUGUCACGCCACAUCUCUCCACGGCCAAUGAGAUUCCAAGGGGCCUUUGUGUAUCUGUGUGUGUGUGUGUGUGUGUAUCCCUGUGUGUGCGUAAACCGGUGUGCGUAUCCGUGUGUGUGACUAACCCAGGCUGUCUCUCUCCCCUCUCCUUCUCCCCCUAUCUCUCCCCCAUCUCCCCCCCCCCAUCUGUCUCUCCCCUUCUCCUUCUCCCCCCUCUAUAGAUCUCUCUCCCCUCUCCUUCUCCUCAUCUGUCUCUCCCCCUCUCCUUCUCCCCCCCCCCCCCAUAUCUGUCUCUCUCCCCCUCUCCUUCUCCCCCCCCAUAUCUGUCUCUCUCCCCCUCUCCCCCCUAUAGGUCUCCCCCCUCCCUAUAGGUCUCUCCCCUCCCUAUAGGUCUCUCCCCCCAUCGGUCUCCCCCCCUCUCCUUCUCUCCCCCCCAUCGGUCUCUCUUCCCCUACUGUUUGUCUCUCCAGCCCUGUGCCUCUGUCCAGUGGAGUCAGGUUAACAGUCUCUGCCAGGUGUAGGUUCUUUAGGGUUAGACUGUUGUCUUGUGACUGUCUGUGUCACUGUGACUGUCAUGUAUGGUGUAUGUUAUGCGGUGUGAUUAUGAUUGUUAUCGCUGUUGUCAGCCUAACAGUAUCAUGGCUUGGUCUGUUUGUCUGUGCCAUGCCCUAUGUGUCUCUCUGGCCAUGUCCCUCUCCUAUCUCUCUUUCUGUCCACCUCUGGUGCCCACUUCCUGUCCAGAUCACAGUCCUAGAGCGUUUGUAUAAUUCAAUAAACAUUGUAGGGUGUUACUCUAUACUGAAAAUGAGUAGAUGUUUGUUAGCCAGUAAAUGCUAUUCUGUACCAUAGCCUCUAUAUUACGAUGGAACAAAUUACUUAAUGGAAGCAUAAUGCAUUUAACUCUAGCAUCCCAUAUCAUGCUGAUUUACAUAUACAUACUGUUAUAUUCUCAUGGUUUUAGUAGUGAUUGUAUGAAAAAUGUAUGCACUCACUAACUGUAAGUCGCUCUGGAUAAGAGCAUCUGCUAAAUGACUAAAAUGUAAAUGUAAAAAAUAAAAAAAUCCACUUCUACACUCUGCUGCUGCCCUCUGGUGGUGACUGUGUGUAUCUCCUGUCUGUCUAACAGGCCUGGAGGCCAGCACCCAGAGGCCAGGGGCCACCUGAGUGAAGCCCUGACGGAGGACACCGGGGUGGGCAACAGUGUGGCCGGCAGCCCCCUGCCUCUCACCACCGGCAAUGAGAAUCUGGAUGUGGCCAUCGUCAUUCACCUGCAGUACUGCGAUCAUCUCAUCCAGGUGAAUGAACAUGCUCCAGUGCCCUCACAGAGGAACUCUGGAAAAUGACACAGAAUUGAUUGUUUUUGUUUUUCUUAUGAUAUUGCUAUAGACAAGCAUGUUUCAAAUCCACUGAGUUCCUAUUAGGCGGUCUCAUUUCAAUGUCAAAUUAUUUAUUUUUCUCCAAUCGAUAACAAACUAGACUCUGUCAUGCUAACUAAUUACAGAGUCUUGCGCAGAUGUAGUGAAAUGAAAUUAGCAUUGAUCGAAGAGUGUGGCCGGGAAGUUCUCUUGUCAUUUAUUGUCCAUGACUGCACUGAAGUGUGGAGACUAACACUAGACUACAUGGUUUGACUACACUGUGUGACUGUGUGUGCACCAACUCAAUCUCUGUGUGUAAUGACAGCUCCUGUCCAGUGGAGAGAACCCUUGGCAGCGUAGAGCCCAGCUCCAGAAGCUGUCAGCUCAGACUCAGCUGUUAGAGGAACUGGGAGAGAUCAGCACAGAACGCCUCGGGAGCAUCACCUCAGCUGCUGACGGUGGGUUGUCUCUCUCGCUACUUUACAGACCAUUGUUUGGUAAAUAUUCAUAUAAUGGAGGCUACUCUGUACUCUCUCUGGGGCAAGGAACUGGGUCUUUGGAAAACUGAGCCAUUAGACAUAAAGCACAUUUCCGUACAACCAUAAUGAAUCUCUAUGUCCUCCCUCCUCUCUCUCAGUGCUCCCAGGGCUGGCAGAGCGGCCUGCUCUGAUGGCUCUGUGGUCGGAGUGUAGUGGUUCAGGAGGACUGUUCCAUACUACGCUGGACAGGGUGCUUAAACACAUGCACCACAGCUACACCAGCCCACUGCAGGAGAAGCACCCACACACCACAGCUGAAACAGGUAGGGCUCUAUUUCUGUCUGUGUGUGUUUGUAGCUAUGUGUGUCCAACAUAUACAAAGUGUAUGAUGUGUAUGUGAGUAAAUUGAUUGUAUUACACCAUAGUUCAGGGAUCAUCAACUAGAUUCAGCCAUGGGCCGAUUUUGUUUUCUUGCGCAGAUGGUCGAGGGGCCAGAACAUAAUUACAAAUAAUUUGUAGACUGCAAAUUGACUGCAAGAAGCCCAAACAGAUAUAAUAUUUGACUAAAAUAUAAACAUUUCAAACCUUGCUUACAUUUUUAUACUAUCACGUCUCUCUAUUAUGCAUGGGAAUACUUGGGAAUUGAUUUCCAAAAUUAAAAUCACUUGGAGCUGAUUUCCUGAUGUUUUUACAGUCUUUUAUGUCCAACAAUGAAAAUGCUCAAAAAACAACUAAAUAAUGUUUUCUUUGUUGUUGCUUAGAAAACUUGGGGGCCAAAUAAAACCGCCAAUUGGGGAACCCUGCCAUAGUGUGUAGUGCAGUUGUACUGUCACUGUAUACAUCUCACACGGCUGUCUCAGUACUGUCACUAUAUACAGUGCAUUCAGAAAGUAUUUGGACCCCAUUACUUUUUCCACAUUUUGUUACAUUACUGCCUUAUUCUAAAAUUGAUUAAAUAAAUAAAAAUCCUCAUCAAUCUACACACAAUACCCCAUAAUGACAAAGCAAAAACAGGUUUUUAGAAAUUCAAAAACAGAAAUACCUUAUUUACAGUGAGGGAAAAAAGUAUUUGAUCCCCUGCUGAUUAUGUAUGUUUGCCCACUGACAAAGAAAUGAUCAGUCUAUAAUUUUAAUGGUAGGUUUAUUUGAACAGUGAGAGACAGAAUAACAACAACAAAAAUCCAGAAAAACAUAUGUCAAAAAUGUUAUAAAUUGAUUUGCAUUUUAAUGAGGAAAAUAAGUAUUUGACCCCCUCUCAAUCAGAAAGAUUUCUGGCUCCUUAAAGGGAGUGCUCCUAAUCUCAGCUUGUUACCUGUAUAAAAUACACAUGUCCACAGAAGCAAUCAAUCAAUCAGAUUCCAAACUCUCCACCAUGGCCAAGACCAAAGAGCUCUCCAGGGAUGUCAGGGACAAGAUUGUAGACCUACACAAGGCUGGAAUGGGCUACAAGACCAUCGCCAAGCAGCUUGGUGAGAAGGUGACAACAGUUGGUACGAUUAUUCGCAAAUGGAAGAAACACAAAAGAACUGUCAAUCUACCUCGGCCUGGGGCUCCAUGCAAGAUCUCACCUCGUGGAGUUGCAAUGAUCAUGAGAACGAUGAGGAAUCAGCGGGAGGAUCUUGUCAAUGAUCUCAAGGCAGCUGGGACCAUAGUCACCAAGAAAACAAUUGGUAACACACUACGGAGUGAAGGACUGAAAUCCUGCAGCGCCCGCAAGGUCCCCCUGCUCAAGAAAGCAAAUAUACAGGCCCGUCUGAAGUUUGCCAAUGAACAUCUGAAUGAUUCAGAGAAGAACUGGGUGAAAGUGUUGUGGUCAGAUGAGACCAAAAUCGAGCUCUUUGGCAUCAACUCAACUCGCCGUGUUUGGAGGAGGAGGAAUGCUGCCUAUGACCCCAAGAACACCAUCCCCACCGUCAAACACGGAGGUGGAAACAUUAUGUUUUGGGGGUGUUUUUCUGCUAAGGGGACAGGACAACUUCACUGCAUCAAAGGGACGAUGGACGGGGCCAUGUACCGUCAAAUCUUGGGUGAGAACCUCCUUCCCUCAGCCAGGGCAUUGAAAAUAGGUCGUGGAUGGGUAUUUCAGCAUGACAAUGACCCAAAACACACGGCCAAGGCAACAAAGGAGUGGCUCAAGAAGAAGCACAUGAAGGUCCUGGAGUGGCCUAGCCAGUCUCCAGACCAUAAUCCCAUAGAAAAUCUGUGGAGGGAGCUGAAGGUUCGAGUUGCCAAACAUCAGCCUCGAAACCUUAAUGACUUGGAGAAGAUCUGCAAAGAGGAGUGGGACAAAAUCCCUCCUGAGAUGUGUGCAAACCUGGUGGCCAACUACAAGAAACAUCUGACCUCUGUGAUUGCCAACAAGGGUUUUGCCACCAAGUACUAAGUCAUGUUUUGCAGAGGGGUCAAAUACUUAUUUCCCUCAUUAAAAUGCAAAUCAAUUUAUAAAAUUUUUGACAUGCAUUUUUCUGGAUUUUUGUUUUGUUAUUCUGUCUCUCACUGUUCAAAUAAACCUACCAUUAAAAUUACAGACUGAUCAUGUCUUUGUCAGUGGGCAAACAUACAAAAUCAGCAGGGGAUCAAAUACUUUUUUCCCUCACUGUAUACAGUGGGGAAAAAAAGUAUUUAGUCAGCCACCAAUUGUGCAAGUUCUCCCACUUAAAAAGAUGAGAGAGGCCUGUAAUUUUCAUCAUAGGUACACGUCAACUAUGACAGACAAAUUGAGAAAAAAAAAUCCAGAAAAUCACAUUGUAGGAUUUUUAAUGAAUUUAUUUGCAAAUUAUGGUGGAAAAUAAGUAUUUGGUCACCUACAAACAAGCAAGAUUUCUGGCUCUCACAGACCUGUAACUUCUUCUUUAAGAGGCUCCUCUGUCCUCCACUCGUUACCUGUAUUAAUGGCACCUGUUUGAACUUGUUAUCAGUAUAAAAGACACCUGUCCACAACCUCAAACAGUCACACUCCAAACUCCACAAUGGCCAAGACCAAAGAGCUGUCAAAGGACACCAAAAACAAAAUUGUAGACCUGCACCAGGCUGGGAAGACUGAAUCUGCAAUAGGUAAGCAGCUUGGUUUGAAGAAAUCAACUGUGGGAGCAAUUAUUAGGAAAUGGAAGACAUACAAGACCACUGAUAAUCUCCCUCGAUCUGGGGCUCCACGCAAGAUCUCACCCCGUGGGGUCAAAAUGAUCACAAGAACGGUGAGCAAAAAUCCCAGAACCACACGGGGGGACCUAGUGAAUGACCUGCAGAGAGCUGGGACCAAAGUAACAAAGCCUACCAUCAGUAACACACUACGCCACCAGGGACUCAAAUCCUGCAGUGCCAGACGUGUCCCCCUGCUUAAGCCAGUACAUGUCCAGGCCCGUCUGAAGUGCAUUUGGAUGAUCCAGAAGAGGAUUGGGAGAAUGUCAUAUGGUCAGAUGAAACCAAAAUAUAACUUUUUGGUAAAAACUCAACUCGUUAUGUUUGGAGGACAAAGAAUGCUGAGUUGCAUCCAAAGAAUACCAUACCUACUGUGAAGCAUGGGGUUGGAAACAUCAUGCUUUGGGGCUGUUUUUCUGCAAAGGGACCAGGACGACUGAUCCGUGUAAAGGAAAGAAUGAAUGGGGCCAUGUAUCGUGAGAUUUUGAGUGAAACCCUCCUUCCAUCAGCAAGGGCAUUGAAGAUGAAACGUGGCUGGGUCUUUCAGCAUGACAAUGAUCCCAAACACACCGCCCGGGCAACGAAGGAGUGGCUUCGUAAGAAGCAUUUCAAGGUCCUGGAGUGGCCUAGCCAGUCUCCAGAUCUCAACCCCAUAGAAAAUCUUUGGAGGGAGUUGAAAGUCUGUGUUGCCCAGCGACAGCCCCAAAACAUCACUGCUCUAGAGGAGAUCUGCAUGGAAGAAUGGGCCAAAAUACCAGCAACAGUGUGUGAAAACCUUGUGAAGACUUACAGAAAACGUUUGACCUGUGUCAUUGCCAACAAAAGGUAUAUAACAAAGUAUUGAGAAACGUUUGUUAUUGACCAAAUACUUAUUUUCCACCAUCAUAUGCCAAUAAAUUCAUUAAAAAUCCUACAAUGUGAUUUUCUGGAUUUUUUUUUUCUCAUUUUGUCUGUCAUAGUUGACGUGUACCUAUGAUGAAAAUUACAGGCCUCUCUCAUCUUUUUAAGUGGGAGAACUUGCACAUUUGGUGGCUGACUAAAUACUUUUUUUCCCCACUGUAUAAGUAUUCAGAGACUCGAAAUUGAGCUCAGGUGCAUCCUGUUUCCAUUGAUCAUCCUUGAUGUUUCUACAACUUGAUUCGAGUCCACCUGUGGUAAAUUCAAUUGAUUGGACAUGAUUUGGAAAGGCACACACAUGUCUAUAUAAGGUCCCACAGUUGACAGUGCAUGUCAGUGCAAAAACCAAGCCAUGAGGUUGAAGGAAUUGUUCGUAGAGCUCCGAGACAGGAUUGUGUCGAGGUACAGAUCUGGGGAAGGGUACCAAAAAAUUUCUGCAGCAUUGAAGGUCCCCAAGAACACAGUGGCCUCCAUCAUUCUUAAAUGGAAGUUUGGAACCACCAAGACUCUUCCUAGAGCUGGCAGCCCAGCCAAACUGAGCAAUCGGGGGAGAAGUGCCUUGGUCAUGGAGGUGACCAAGAACCCAAUGGUCACAGAGCUCCGGAGUUCCUCUGUGGAGAUGGGAGAACCUUCCAGAAGGACAACCAUCUCUGCAGCACUCCACCAAUCAGGCCUUUAUGGUAGAGUGGCCAGACGCAAGCCACUCCUCAGUAAAAGGCACAUGACAGCCCGCUUGGAGUUUGCCAAAAGGCACCUAAAGACUCUCAGACCAUGAGAAACAAGAUUCUCUGGUCUGAUGAAACCAAGAUUGAACUCUUUGGCCUGAAUGCCAAGCGUCACAUCUGGAGGAAACCUGGCACCAUCCCUACGGUGAAGCAUGAUGGUGGCAGCAUCAUGCUGUGGGGAUGUCUUUCAGUGGCAGGGACUGGGAGACUAGUCAGGAUCGAGGGAAAGAUGAACGGAGCAAAGUACAGAGAGAUCCUUGAUGAAAACCUGCUCCAGAGCGCUCAGCACCUCAGACUUGGGAAAAUGUUCACCUUCCAACAGGACAACGACCCUAAGCAAACAGCCAAGACAAUGCAGGAGUGGCUUCGGGACAAUUCUCUGAAUGUCCUUGAGUGGCCCAGCCAGAGCCCGGACUUGAACCCGAUCGAACAUCCCUGGAGAGACCUGAAAAUAGCUGUGCAGCGACGCUCCCCAUCCAACCUGACAGAGCUUGAGAGGAUCUGCAGAGAAGAAUGGGAGAAUCGCCCCAAAUACAGGUGUGCCAAGCUUAUAGCGUCAUACUCAAGGCUGUAAUCGCUGCCAAAGGUGCUUGAAGAAAAUACUGAGUAAAGGGUCUGAAUACUUAUGUAAAUGUGAUUUCAGUUUUUUUAUUUUUUAUAAAUUUGCAAAAAUUGAUAAACAGUUUUUGCUUUGUCAUUAUAGGGUAUUGUGUGUAGAUUGACAAGGAAACAAAUAUAUUUAAUCUAUUUUAGAAUAAGGCUGUAAUGUAACAAAAUGUGGAAAACGUCAAGGGGUCUGAAUACUUUCCGAAUGCACUGUACAUCUCAUACGGCUGUCUCAGGACUGUCACUGUAUACAUCUCACACGGCUGUCUCAGUACUGCCACUGUAUACAUCUCACACGGCUGUCUCAGGACUGUCACUGUAUACAUCUCACACGGCUGUCUCAGUACUGCCACUGUAUACAUCUCACACGGCUGUCUCAGGACUGUCACUGUAUACAUCUCACACGGCUGUCUCAGUACUGCCACUGUAUACAUCUCACACGGCUGUCUCUCUCUUCCCUCUCGGUCCUCCCCAGUGAUCUGGCUGGUGGUGAGUGAGAUGGUGGAUAGGAGUGAUCUGGCCUGCCCUCCUCCCUCGGCCCUGUCCCAGGACGUCCUCACAGUGUUCCAGUUCCACAGCUACGUCUCAGAGCACAGCGUUGGGGACAUGGAGCAACACCUACUGCAGGUGGCCAGAGAGGGUAAGGCUCAGGACAAACACACCUUCUACCGCUACCAACAUUCAUGUUACUAGCCUCCCAUCUUUUCUCAUCUGUUGGGGGUCCUAGGAUACUAAAUUGCUCGGAGGCUGAGUAGUUUAUAGUCUAGGUGCCAUUCAGUUUUGCUUUAACUAACAUUUUGCUGUUUGGCAAGACGAUGUAGUGUUGAAUGUAGAACCAGUCAGUAACCCAAGUUAGAGGUCUGAUGAUCUGAUUAAGACUGAGGGGGUCCAAACAUUAACAGACUUGCUACAUGGUCCACUGAACAAAACUUGCUUGUAGCUAUAAGUACCUGUGUGAGUUAAUGUUGUAAUAAACUCGAUUGGCCGUCCAUCCCUCAGCUCUGUUUGCGGAGGGCCUGAGCGGCGGCGACUCGGAACGUUGUCUAAAGGAACUAGAGGAGGUGUCACACACCGGCCUGUGUCCCCAACUGCAGACCCUCAGGGCCCUGGCCUCCCUCCUCUCCCACCAAGACCCCCAGCUCAGCAAGGCUGCAGCUGCCUACAUCACUGCUGCUGCCUCUCACACACCCUUUAGGUCAAAGGUCAGUGUGUGUCAAAUGGUGUUUAUAUUAGCCUGGGAGCGUCAAGGAUCAACCCUACUGUCUGUCAAGUACUCACUAAAUUAGCCAGGAUUACUGGACAGGUGUGUUACGGCAGGGAACUAACUGAAUUUGUUCAUUUGUUUUUCUGUGUGUGUGUGUGUGUGUGUGUGUGCGUUUACAGGCGGUAGACUGCUACACACAGGCUUUGUCGGAGGGGAGAAUUCAAACCCAAAGGUCUGCCUGCGCUGCUCUCAGUUAUUUACAGGUCAGUGUAUAUCUGACAGCAAUAUUCUAUUUCUAUGGAAGUUCAACUGAAGUUUAACCGGUCUGUAUGUUCCUGGUCUUAGUAAGAUUUAUUUAUGAAUCAAGUAAUUCAUAUUCAUUAUGAUGUCUCCCUGAAGAAAGAGCGUGACAUACAUUCCUUAUUUACUUCUUCAGUGGCUCAGUCUCCUUUCAUCAACAUACCCAUUACUAAGUUAACCUGUUUUUCUCUCUCUGUUAGGCGGUGGAGAGUAUUCGAGCGGUGGUGUCGCUGUGUGACUCGGCAGAUGAGGAGCUUCACCACGUUGCCAUAAAAACCCUGCUCGCCUUGGGUGAGUGAUUGACAAAAAACAUGUCUGUUUUAGUGAACUUAAAUAAACUUUCCAAAUGGUUGAGGUCUAACGUGACUCCUCCUCCUCUUGCUGCUGCCGGACCCCAGGAGAGGAGGGGCGUCUGGCGUAUGAGCAGCUGGACACAGUGCCCAGGGAGCUGGUACAACUGGGGACACGGCGAGGGAAUGCUGUCACCACCGCCUUCUGA